UUCACAAAAAAAGAGAACCCCUUUCUUCGUGUGCAUUUGUUUGUGUGCCGGUGAGUACCCGGCUGUGUAACUUGAUAGGGGGCUCUGAGAGGGAAUACGGGAAUGUGGGGCUGCAAUGGAGCAGAAUGCAAUACAGGUUCUCCCUCCUGCCUGCGUGGUUCCUUUGCCUUUUAUAAGUCCGUGAGCUGUGGUGCUGGGGCACCUGCACGGGUCUGGAGACUGGGGGAGUUCUACUAUGUCCGCUGUGGCCCCCAGGAACCUGUGUGCAUCGCUGAGGUAACAUUACUCUGGGAGGACCAGGUCCAGCGCCAUCUGCUGGCCAGCUCCCGACUCUACUUUCUUCCUGAGGAUACUCCCAAGGGCAGGACCAGAGAGCACGGCGAGGAUGAGGUGUUGGCCGUGUCUAAGAAGAUCGUUGUGAGGGUGGAGGAUCUGGUGAGGUGGACCUGUCAUGAACCGCCUGGGUGGAAAGGAGGCAGCCAGAGGUCCAGCCAGACCAACGGUCAUCACAGCCCCACCCUGGUCCUCGCCGGCGGAGUCCCGACACCACCCACUGAGAAGGCUGAGCGUCUACACCUAGGGGUCAAGGUGCUCAGUUACCCCCAGUACUGCCGCUUCCGCUCCCUGCAGAGGCGCAUCCAGGACCGAGUGGUUUUGGGUCUUCAGGACCCCCAUCUGCUGGCCCUAGGGGGGAUCAAGGUGGCCCAACACAACACUCGGGUGUUCUACUGCCGGGACACCUUCAAUCACCCCACCCUGGACAGCAACGCCAGUGUCUGGACCCAGCUGGAAUGCACCUCUCUCAGCUUGAAGGGGCGACCCCGCAAGAGAAGAGGCAGACCCGAGAGCCAGAAAGCUGUGGAGACGCCUGCUCUCAACCAAUCGGUGUCGUGGAUUGAAAGAAUGAAGGAGAAUGUGAUGGGCAGUGCUGAGAUGCCCUGUGAGGGGGGGUGGCUCCCCCACCCUGAGGAGCAGCUGUUCUUGGAUCAGCUCUACUACUACAUGGAGUCCCGAGGCUCCCCCAUCGGCAAGGUGCCCAACCUUGGCUUCAAGAAGAUUGACCUGUUCGUCAUGUACUCCGUGGUCAAACGCCUGGGGGGCUACGACCGGGUGACGUCCCAGCGCCUGUGGAAGAAGGUGUAUAAUGAACUGGGAGGCUGUCCAGGUAGCACCAGUGCAGCCACGUGCACCAGGAGGCACUAUGAGAGGCUGAUGCUACCUUAUGAGGAGCACAUAAACGGAGGUGCGGAACUCAAAUUCCCAGCAUCCUCUGGGCCUACGCAAAGUAGGGGGGUGAGCGGGAGGAGGGCACUGGUCAAGGGGCGAGGACCAGAACCCAACCAGAAGAAGAAGAUGACCGUAACCCCUUCCCCUCCUCCGGCCGCUUCUCCGGAUGGCGUGGUGGUCGUGAAGAGAGGCCGUGGCAGACCUCCAGGCAAAAAGAACCAGGCCAAACUCCUAGCCUGCAAGGCCAGCCCCACAGCCCCGUCACCCCCAGGCAAACCCAGCGCUGACCUGGGAAACCAGGCGCAGCAGGAUCCUUCUCUCCAGUCCCUGUCAGUAUUCCAGGGGUUCAACCUGGCCAACCUCCCACUGACCCCAGACCUGUCCCCCAUGUCUGCCCCCUUCCUCCCCCUGCUGCCCAGAACGGAGAGGGAGCUUAAGGUGGAGAAGGACAACACACCGGCACCAUCACCCACUCUGUCUCACCCCCGGCUCCACACCGGGGGCUCCCUGGGAGCUUUCAGCCCCACUAAAGGCCUUUGUCCCCUGGGUCUCUUUAGAAGCCAAAUGGGCCUCGCCGUUCAGGACCGACCUGGUCUAACCCCCCAGGACCCUGCGUCCCAGCAGCCCUCCAGCCUUCAGGUCAAGGCGGAGGGCCUCGACACCAACCUUCCCAACGGCGACCAACCGAACCAGUCCCACCACCAGUGCCUAGGCUGCAGUCUCGAUGAGGCUGCCCAGCGGGGAGACAGCCGCCCCCCCAUGCCCCCUCUUCGGGUCCUCCCCCUGGAUCUGGACUGUAGCCUGCACGUGCGCCAGCUGAUGCGGACCCGUUUGGGCUCAGCGGAUCUCCUCUCAUUCACCAAGCGGCUGUCGCAGGUGUUGGCCCAGGACCUUACUAGCAAACCCUGUCUACCGGUUACCCCGCCCCCCGAGCAGGCCCUGCCCCUUAACCUCAGCAAGCGUUCCACCACCAAACGGUCGUCCCUGGAUACGGAGUCCAGGAUGUCUGUGGAGGAUCAAGACAGUGGGGACGCCACGCUCUCCUCCGCCAAAAGGCCCAGAGUGGAGUUGUGUGAUGAGGCUGAGGACCUGAGUUCUCCUAGCAGGGCCCGGGCUUUCCUCCUUGAGCUGCCCCAGUGCACCAGCAGCAAGGAGGAAGAGGAGGAAGUGAGGAAGAGCUGCUUGUUGGAGACAGAGCCUAAGAAAGACUGUCCUGUGAGGACAAAGCAGGAAAGGUCGGACAAGGUGGAGAGGGGAUCUGAAACCAUGCUGGAGGAGGGUAUCUCUGAGAGGGAGAGUAAAACCAUGCUGGAGGAGGGUAUCUCUGAGAGGGAGAGUAAAACCAUGCUGGAGGAGGGUAUCUCUGAGAGGGAGAGUAAAACCAUGCUGGAGGAGGGUAUCUCUGAGAGGGAGAGUAAAACCAUGCUGGAGGAGGGUAUCUCCGAGAGGGAGAGUAAAACCAUGCUGGAGGAGGGUAUCUCCGAGAGGGAGAGUAAAACCAUGCUGGAGGAGGGUAUCUCCGAGAGGGAGAGUAAAACCAAGCUGGAGGAGGGUAUCUCCGAGAGGGAGAGUAAAACCAAGCUGGAGGAGGGUAUCUCCGAGAGGGAGAGUAAAACCAAGCUGGAGGAGGGUAUCUCCGAGAGGGAGAGUAAAACCAAGCUGGAGGAGGGUAUCUCCGAGAGUAAAACAAAUAUGGAGUACAGUGUCUCAGAGGGGGAGAAUCAAAGAAAGAUUGAGGAAGGUAUCUCGGAGGGGGAGGUUGAAACCAAGAAUGAAGACAAUAUAUCUCGGAAGGUAGAGGAGACCGAGGACUCCAUAGCACGCCCUUUCAGUAUCUCUGUUGGCCAGCAUCUGCCAAAGAAAAAUGAGGAAACGGAUUGUGAUGUUGACGCCUCUCUGAAAGGGCCACCCUGUCCGGGCCCCGGACCAGUUCAACUCCCAGAACACCCGCGCACAACAGACAUACUGACCAACACCACCAAUCACUCCACAACACUACCUUAUAGGAGGACUCUCCAACAUGCAAUCAAAGAUUAAUCCUGUGAACUUCAAUCUCUCAUACCUACACAUUUGAAAACACUGCCAAUGUCUUUAGGGGAGGCCAUUACAUUUUAAUACUCUGUAUGAUACUAUGCAUCAUACAACUCUUUUGUGCUUUCUUCCCCCCUCAAUUAUGUACCUAAUAUUAAAGCUUAGAUUGUAAUUUAAAUUAAAUGUCUACAUCUGUAGAAAAUGCUGUUUCUUUCCUACACCGAUUACACAAAAAUUAAGAGUUGCAGAGGUUUUUACAACAAUCCAAGCAUUUACUCAAAAGGAUUGAAUGAAAGAUGUGCCUUGGAACCUUUUAACUCUGGUUUCUCGCCAAGAGCAUCCGUCAGAGGGUGUAUUCAAUUUCAAACAGGACAAAAUGGAACCUACCUGAAGAUGUCCAAUUUAAAAAAUCUAAUUUCCAUUGCCUACCGUUCUGCUACGCUGCGUUCUAAUGAAUGCACCCCGGGUUAACCUGGUUUUUCCCUGAAGUGUCCUUCAGUCCUGCAUGUAGGCUACUCCUGUUCGUCAAUGGCCAACACUGACAGGAUUUGCACACCUACUGUACUGGUUCCGGCUCCUUUUUUGUGUGGGCACUAUUUACCGUAUUUAUAUUUCCUCAACGUGUCUAGAUUAGAGAAACAAAUAUACGAGUCACAGGUUGUUGUAUAUUUUUUUUUGUCCUUUGUGCCUUGAUCAGAGUUCUGUAACCCCAAUGAUCCUGUCAGAUCUCUUUUUAAUGCAAUUUUUUAAAAAUCUUGUAUCGACCUGGGGUGAGCUCUGGGGUGGAUAGCCACAGGGAUUCUGAUAACUACAGCACCAAAGGUCUUUCGUACUGUAGGUCCACUGUGUCCAAACAGCGGACAAGUAAUACAAGCUGUGCUUUAUACCGUAUUUUUCCUAAUAUCCCUUUUUUCAAACGUAGAAUAUUUUUCAUGUUCUUAUUUUUAUCACGUUCAACAGUUAGCUGGUUAUGAUUCCACCUGUUUUUCUAUUGAGGUUCAUCCUCAUUGCAGCCUAAUGCAUUUUGUUAUUUUUAACAUCAUAAUGCCAUGGAGGUGAGUGCAAAAUGUUCUAGCUGUGACUAUACCCACUUUUGGUAUGAUAGGUUCCUUAUGAGUUGAAUAGCGUUUAGGUAUUUUGUUUUUGGUAAAUAUUGUUUCUCGCUUUUUGAUGCCCUUUAUCGUUUCGCAUUCAGAUCAAAUGUUUACAUGUUUACACUUGUUUGCUCAUGCAUGUAGAGCAGAACAAAUAAUAUUAAGUUUAUUUUGCAGACUGUCAGACUGGUACUGUGUUUCUCCACAGUAUACCUAGCUUCUUUAUGACAAAUAUCUGCAAUGGAGUCAACUCCUAAAUAUCCAAACCCAGUUUUACAAAUUGCGGUUGGUUGGGGGUGGGAGACCUCAAAUAACGAUUCUAUAAAUAUUUUGCAUGAUUCUGGAAAUGGGGGGGAUAUGAAUGCAAAUGUUGGUUUGCGUCUUUUAAAUCCCAAUGUGACAGAUGUCCCUUGCUGAAAUGACAAGACAAGUAUAUUAUGAUAAUUUUUCCGACAUCUGAAUUUCUUAUGCAUGAGUUGAGUGUUUUGGACAGCACUAUCUGAUGGUGCCAAUCUUCAAUGUUGUAAUGAUGGAGAUCGGCCACACGGUGGCGCCAAGAGUGUUGAUUGGGGUCUCCUGAAGAUCGUUUCCUUUCAUGUAUUCACAAACAGACGCAUUAUCAGGUGUUUUAAUGAAAGUCAUUAAAUGUCAUAUUACAUUUGUAACUUUGGGCUUUAACUGGUUAAUUUCAUGUAGUUAUUUCUACAUCUUAAACCUGUGUUGGUUGCCCUCGUCUUGUUCAUGAAAGAAAUGUCUGGUAUUUUUAUUUGUUUGAGAGUAUGGCCAGUGCCUUACACUUUGAAUUCUGUACUCUAUUACCAUGGAUCAAUAUGGUAAUUUUAACCAUUUGUUUUAAACACUGUAUAUUUAUAUUAAAGAUGUAUCUGCUUAAA
Molecule: messenger RNA, 5245 nt
Organism: Esox lucius (northern pike)
Lineage: Eukaryota; Metazoa; Chordata; Actinopteri; Esociformes; Esocidae
Product: ARID_ARID5 domain-containing protein
Exons: 10
Coding region: 103-3264 (1053 amino acids)
Biological process (GO): regulation of transcription by RNA polymerase II
Cellular component (GO): nucleus
Molecular function (GO): transcription cis-regulatory region binding
Source: RefSeq, a predicted model, not a curated record